UCUUCAUUGGCCAUGUCUACGUUUGACGCAAUCGUUGUUGGUGCCGGCUUCGGCGGCAUCUUCAACCUCUACAAGCUCAAGGAGCUGGGGCUAUCUGUCAAGUGCAUCGAGAAAGCCCCCGAAAUCGGCGGCACCUGGUACUGGAGCCAAUAUCCUGGAGCCACCAGUAACUCCGCCAGUGAAGUGUACAGGUUCAGCUUUGACAAAGAGCUGCUCAAGACCUAUCCCUGGUCAAGGCAUUUCCUUCCCCAAAAGGAAAGCCAGGCCUAUCUGAAGCAUAUUGUAGAGCGCUACGACCUGGGCCCGCACAUCCAGUUGAGCACGGAGUUGAAGGAAGCCUCAUUUGACGCUGCUACGUCUACUUGGAAUGUCAGCCUCUCAAAUGGCGAGACCUACAAGACGACAUAUCUGGUGCUGGCCUGCGGUAGUCUUCACAUACCCAACUGGCCCAAGAUUCCCGGCCUCGACAAGUUUUCCGGCCCCGUCUAUCACACUGGCGACUGGCGCGAGAAGCAUGACCUCAGCGGGAAGCGAGUCGGCGUCAUCGGCACCGGCUCAUCGGGAGCCCAACUCGUGGUCAAUAUUGCCGAUGAGGUGAAGCACCUGGUCUCUUUCCAGCGAACAGCCCAGCACGUUGUCCCUCACCCCGAUGGCCCUGUCUCAGACGAGUACAGGGAGUGGAUCAACAACAACUACGACGACGUCUGGGAGCAGGUCAAUAACCACCCCAUGGGGCAUGCAAUUGUUCACAAAUCGACCCCUACCAUGAGCGUCAGCGCAGAAGAGCGCGAGAAGAUCUGGGAAGACCUUUGGAAUCACGGCGCAAGCGGCUUCAGCUUCCUGUACGGCCCGUUUGGCGAUAUCCAUAGCAGCGCAGAGGCCAAUCGCGAGCUCUGCAAGUUCUUUGAGAAGAAGAUUGCCCAGUCCAUCACCGACCCGGACAAGCUGAAGAAGCUGACCCCCAGCCUAAUCUACGCCAAGCGGCCUGUCACUCUCUCGGGCUACUAUGAGACGUUUAACAAGGAAAACGUCGACAUUGUCAACUAUGAACACACGCCGUUUGUAACGGUCAACGAGAAAGGCAUCUUGACAGAGGAGAAGCAGUGGGAUCUCGACGUCAUCAUCCUGGCCACUGGCUACGAACCCAUUGACGGAAGUUACAACAAAAUCGACUUUCAAGGAAAACACGGCACCCUCAAGGACAGCUGGGCCAAGGCCGGUCUUCCAACUUCAUAUCUCGGCAUCGGCGAAUCCGGCUUUCCCAACAUGUUCUUCAUUGUCGGGCCCCAGUCGCCACCCACCAACAUACCGCCGCUGGUUGAAUCUCAAGGCAACUUCAUCGCAGGCCUGAUUGAGAAGGCUGAAGCGCAGAAGAAGGAGAAUGGCGGCAAGACUGUUCUCAUUGAGGCCGAAGAGGAGGCCAAGCAACAGUGGAUGGAAAAGUGCCGAACGCUGUCAGAGGGCAGCUUGUUCAGAGCGGUCAAGUCUUACAUCUUUGGCAACAAUCUGUCUGGAAAAGAUGCUCCUGGUAUCUGGUGGCUGGACGGUUAUGGAGCCUACCAAAGCACCAUCAAGGAGGUGAUAGAGAAUGGGUACCCUGGAUUCUCGUUUUCCACUUAAAGGGCUUUAUUGGAGGAUAUAGGAAGAUUUGUAGCAUUUGCCUGUUUAGAAUAUACCUUGAUUGAAUGACUA
Molecule: messenger RNA, 1692 nt
Organism: Trichoderma atroviride IMI 206040
Lineage: Eukaryota; Fungi; Ascomycota; Sordariomycetes; Hypocreales; Hypocreaceae
Molecular function (GO): NADP binding; flavin adenine dinucleotide binding; N,N-dimethylaniline monooxygenase activity
Source: RefSeq, a predicted model, not a curated record